AUGAAUUAUUUAUGGUCACUCUAUUAUGCUAUCAACCAAUCUAUCUGUCGCACUGCUAUCCAUUACAUCACUACACAUCUAUCUAUAUCAGUCUGUUUCUAUCUAUCUAUCUAUCUAACUAUUUAUCUAUCUCAGUCUGUCUGUAUCUAUCUAUCAAUCGAUCUCAGUCUGUCUGUAUCUAUCUAUCAAUCGAUCUCUGUCUGUCUGUAUCUAUCUAAUGAUCAAUCUUGGUCAGUCUAUCUAUCGAUCACUCUGUCUGUCUGUAUCUAUCUAUCUAUCGCUCUCAGUCUGUCUGUAUCUAUCUAUCACUUUCAGUCUGUAUCUAUCGAUCGCUCAUCUAUCUGUCUGUUUCUAUCUAUUUAUCUCAGUCUGUUUCUAUCUAUCUAUUUAUUUAUGUCAGUUAAUAUCUAUCAUUCUCAGUCUGUUUCUAUCUAUUUAUCUAUAUCAGUCUGUUCAUAUCUAAAUAUCUAUCUCAUCUGUUCAUAUCUAUUUAUCUCUCUCAGUCUGUUCAUAUCUAUCUACCUGUCUAUUUAUGUCUGUUCAUAUCUAUCUAUUUCAGUCAGUUCAUAUCUGUCUCAGUCUGUUUCUAUCUAUCUACCUACCUAUAUCUCUCUCUACCUAUUUAUCUAUCUAUUUGUCUGUUGGUCUCAUCUGUUUCUAUCUAUUUAUCUAAGUCUGUUUUUAUAUAUCUAUCUAUCUAUCUCAGUCAGUUCAUAUCUAUCUAUCUAUAUUGCUCAGUUCAUAUCUAAUUCAGUCUGUUCUUAUUUAUCUAUAUAUAUAUCUCAGUCUGUACCUAUCUAUGUAUCUAUCUCUGCUCUUCUCUAUCUCAGUCUGUGCUUGUCUAUCUCUCUACCAGUCUAUUCCUAUUUAUCUAUCUAUCUCAGUCUGUUCAUAUCCAUCUAUGUAUCUAUGUAUCUAUCUAUCUAUCUAUCUCUGUCAUAUCUAUCUAUCAAUCUAUCUAUUCAUAUCCAUCUGUUCUGUUCAUAUCUAUCCAUCUCUCUCAACCUGUUUAUAUCCAUCUGUCUGUCUGUCUCACUCUGUUCAUAUGUAUCCAUCACAAUCUGUUCAUAUCUAUCUUUCUGUCUGAGGCUGUUCAUAUCCAUCUAUCUCAGUCUGUUCAUAUCUAUCUAUUUAUGUAUGUAUGUAUCUAUCUAUCGCAGUCUGUUCAUAUAUAUCUAUGUACCUCUCUCUCUAUUUCUCAUAUUUAUGUAUCUAUCUCUCUAUCUUGGUCUGUCAUAUCUAUCUAUGUAUAUAUGUAUGCAUCUAUCUAUCAGUCUGUUCAUAUGCAUCUAUCUAUCUUUCUCUCUAUUUCAGUCUAUUCAUAUCUGUCUACAUCUGUUCAGAUCUAUCUCUGUCAGUCUGUUUAUAUCCAUCUAUCUGUCUAUCUAUCUCAGUCUGUUCAUAUCCAUCUCUCUAUCUAUAUGUUUGUUCAUAUCCAUCUAUCUGCUUCUGUCUAUUUAUCUAUCUCAGUUUGUUUUUAUCUAUCUAUCUAUCUAUCCCUAUCUUUUUUAUCUAUCUAUGUAUCUAUCUGUAUUUCUUUCUCUUUAUCUGUCUAUUUGUCUAUCUAUUAAUCUCAAUCCAUUUGCAUGCAUGCAUGUAUGUAUGUAUAUCUAUCUAUCUAUCUAUCUAUCUAUCUAUCAACCUUAG
Acanthosepion pharaonis is the source of this 1647-nucleotide messenger RNA. NCBI's taxonomy places the organism in Eukaryota, Metazoa, Mollusca, Cephalopoda, Sepiida, Sepiidae. The record is from the annotation of a GenBank genome assembly.